This is a messenger RNA of Capsicum annuum, 1040 nucleotides long. RefSeq lists its product as uncharacterized. The record is from RefSeq and is a predicted model, not a curated record. The transcript has 3 exons. Gene Ontology annotation, cellular component: nucleolus. The coding region runs from base 111 to 707 and encodes 198 amino acids. NCBI's taxonomy places the organism in Eukaryota, Viridiplantae, Streptophyta, Magnoliopsida, Solanales, Solanaceae. Gene Ontology annotation, biological process: ribosomal large subunit biogenesis.
AGAUUUUGAAGUUUGUAUAAUAAAUGAGCGGUGUCUAAAACAGCCAUCGCUUAAAAGGUUUUCAUCAAUCACACUCCCCUUAAACCCUAGUCCCCUCUUUCUCUUCCUCAAUGGGCGGUUCACGCCGGAAAUACAAGCGCUCGCGUACAAAAGUUCGGGUCGGUCUACCAAAGAAGAACCCUAACAUAUUCAAACCGGCGUUUUCCCUUCCACCGAAGCUCCGAUCACUUGUGAAUUCUCAUUGGGAUGAUAAAGGCAGCGUUAUCGACAAUUACAAGUCAUUCGGCGUCGUUUCGAACCCUAAUUUGCUCGGUGUUCGUUGCCGUACUUCGCAUAUGAUUGAAGCGGAUUCAUUGCAGGUUCCGCCGCCAAAGAAGAGGAAGGUGGUAACGGAGGAAGGUUGUGGUGAUGAGGGGGGUGAUGGGCUUGAGGAUUUGGAUGAUUCUGGUAGUGAAGUUGAGGAAGACGAUCUUAAGUCAGCCCUUGGGAAAAAACGAAGGGAUGGAAAAAGUGCUCCUCUGCAACCACUGACUACUAUACAACGAGUCUAUAUUAGCAGGCUUGUGGAGGAGUAUGGAGAUGAUUAUCAGAGCAUGUUCAUGGACACAAAACUCAAUAAAAUGCAGCAUUCUGUAGCAACAUUAGAGAAACUCUGCAAAAGGUAUCACAUGUACAUGGAUAAAAAUCCAUUACUUGUUGGCUGUUGAAGACGAUCCGGGAUAAUUCACAUAACAAUAUGAUAUCCACACUCGGUAGGGUCACUCAUUCAUCAAGGGUGACUGUUAGCCAAUCUUUGCACAUCAGAGUGCUUGUAUUAGGCUUCAUUUGCAGAAAUGGUGGAAAUGAAGAGAGCCCGGAUGCGAUAUUUAGCUUAUUUUCCCGUUUCUGCUGAUUUCUUUAGAAUUUCCUUCUUGAAACUUGUUUCUUUGUAAAAUGAGAUCGGUAUCACAUUCAAACGAUGGCUGUAUUUUUCACAUGUUGCCUCAAUGGGACGCAACAUAUUAUUUUGUCAAUGCAAGGUUGCGUUCUCAGCCAACCAA